CGAGACAACCAUGUCCAACUUCACGAAUGCGACGGCAGGCCCAUCAAUCCCACCGCCCCGACUCCCAAGGAUGCUCACCCGAAACCCUUCGAUUCGAUGCCGUCCAACAACAGGGUGUCUGCGAGCUACGCUUCGUCUCAACUUGAAGGUGCAAGCAAUAUGAGGAUGAGGCGUGCCAUCGAGCGUUUCCGCAUGACCUCUUCGCGCUUGCGCGAUGUACUCAAUGUCUUGAUAGGUCACAAACUCCUGCGGAUCGGUAACGGCAAGCACAGAAUCGAGCACACCGACAUCAGCGUUUGGAAUCUGGCCGUUGACUUAUGUUCGCUGCGCAUCAGGGUGCGCGACUUUGACCGUGGUCGUGCGGUGGUCGUCGGCCAGCCAAGCCGACCUCAAGGUUCGGAGAGGACGGGCACCAUACCCUUCAUGGCGCUUGACCUCUUGAGGGACGCCUAUUGGAAUGGUAAUCUCGAGCGACUCUAUCGCCACGAUUUGGAAUCAUUCGUGUGGGUCGUAUUGUACUUCGCUUGGGCCUUCGACGAGGGACGUGAAGACAUGGACUCCCCAGUUCGGAACUGGUUGACGGCCGACUACCAUCAAUGCCACGGCAAGAAGCUCGAAUUCCUUACGUGGCAGGCGAUGCAGCAACUCCCAGACUACAAAACUAGCCAGGGCGAAGACGCCACGCUCGGAAUCGUCCUGUCCUUUGCCAGGCGGAUUUCUCGUUGGCUACACAGAGAGCGCUGGGUCCAGGCCGUCUCGAAGCCACGAACUGGUCCUAUCGAUGAGUACGACGACGACGAAGGUCCCGAGAAUGAGCCACUCUUCUCAGCUGGAAAAAAUGGCGAUAGACUCACAAGACGCAGCUCGUGUUUUCGAUCACCGUAUUCACUCGGUAGUCAAGGGCGUGGAGGCGACGCCUGAAUGGGUUGAACAUUACAUGGAGCGAGAGAAGAAGAUCAGGGAGUUGAAGGAGCGGUGCAAGGUGGAUAAAAUUGGACAGAGAAGGGGAUGCGGAGGAAAGGGGACGGAAGAAGGCUAAGAAGGAGGUGGAGCAGGAAGGACACAAGGAGCGCGACCGGCUUCGAAGCUGAAGCAUAAGGUAAAGUCUGCGUCGUAAUUAUUGAUCUAUUCUCCUCUGCAUCGUAUACCUUGAUCUGUAUUCUCCAUUGCCAUCGUAUGAAUGGAGUGGGAUACUUAUUGACAGUUUCCUGCAUUGAAGUAGUACGUGUACUACUUGUCCGAGUCGCUCGCUCUCCACGGGCGGGCCACGAACCACUUGCGACAACCAUAGGCGAUUAAGUUCUAUGCAU
Molecule: messenger RNA, 1310 nt
Organism: Fomitopsis serialis
Lineage: Eukaryota; Fungi; Basidiomycota; Agaricomycetes; Polyporales; Fomitopsidaceae
Exons: 2
Coding region: 97-921 (274 amino acids)
Source: RefSeq, a predicted model, not a curated record